Molecule: messenger RNA, 960 nt
Organism: Tarenaya hassleriana
Lineage: Eukaryota; Viridiplantae; Streptophyta; Magnoliopsida; Brassicales; Cleomaceae
Product: translation initiation factor IF-2
Exons: 2
Coding region: 142-798 (218 amino acids)
Source: RefSeq, a predicted model, not a curated record
AAAUCUUAUUCCCCCUGGAGAAACCCAUUGAGAGGUACUAGGAGUGGCCCAAGUGAUUAUGGGCCGAAUACAAGCCCAUUAAUGGCAGCGAAUGUUAUAUACCCAAAAUCUUACAGACAGAGAAGGAUGUGAGAAAGGGAGAUGGGGUGCUGCGUGAGCGCCGGAAGAGGGGAGGAGGAGACCCCAGCCGCCAUGGAAGAAGAGAAGGUGAAAGAGGUUGUCAUUCACUCCAUCUCCGAGACUCCCAUCUCUGUCCCCUUACCCGAAACCACAAAUUCACAAGCCCAACAGCACUCGAUCCUUCUUCCAUCCACUCCCACUCCCACUCCCACUCCCAAACAGGAUCUUCUCACCCCGGAGAUCUCUGAAAUAACCGAGACUCGAACCGUCUCCACCGCCACAACCACAACCACCGUCUUCGAGGACGAUGCUCAAAGCAAACCCAACCCACCUCCUCCCCGACGGGGAGAGAAGCUCUCCAGAUCUCCAGCCGCCGGCCAUUCCCGCACCCAGCUUCGCCCUCGGCCUGUCCGCGAGAGGCCUUCCGACCGACAACAGAACGUGAAUGCGGGUGUCCUCCGACGCGGGGGUUUACGUGACGGGCCGACCCGUCGUUCCCCCGGCAGGGCGACGGGAGGGAGGAGAAGCCCCAUCAAGAAGCGAAACGACGGCGUCCGUGUCGAGAAGGAAGAAGCGAGCGGCGGCGGCACGGCCAAGAAGGAGGAGGGCGGCGGCUGCUCUCCCCCGGAGACGAUCGAUAACCCCUAUGUCUCUCUCGAGUGCUUCAUCUUCCUCUGACGCCUUCUCUCUCUAAUUUCCCUUUUUCUUUCUUUGGUUCCUGUGAAUCUCUGACCGCCAUUCGCGGUGUAGUUCUUGACUUGAGAGCCGCCUUUUUGUAAAUGAACCCCUAUGUGUACCAAUCUGUAGCUGAUUUAAUCUAAUCGUUUAUUUCUAGGGACA